CAAAUCAGUUUCUGCGGCGCCCAUCAAACUUGCUGGGAUCACAACCAUACGAUAUCAUCCGUGGAUUCUCUGAUGGCCUAGCCUCUUAAGUGCACGAGCUCCUUGAUUAUCGGCCAGCUACAUGCGGCACAACAUAUGCAAGGUCGAGAUAAUUUAUCCGGAGCGGCCGAAAAAUCAUGUCGAGGGUACUCGGAGGGUCACACGCGUUGGCAGCAUGUACACGGUUGUUUGCUGCCAAACAAAGCUGUGUCACGAUUCGUGUUGAAGCUUGAAGUGCAAUCCCACAAGUUCACCUUCUCGUACUUGAACGAAGUAAGACGGUGCCAGCUGCCGUUAUAUCACCUUCAAUAUGAAGAAGAUCCUCAGUCUCCUCCCGCUCGCCCUCGUCGCACCAGCGAUCCUCGCAGCGCCAGCCGAGAACACCCAAGUCGUUCUUGGAGGCACUAGCCCUGUUCAGAACGACCUCUUCCACCUACCAGACGCCGAAAGAGUGCAUGAAUGGUACGAAGACGGAAAGCAAUUCAUCAAACAACACGGGUUAACCUACGAGCUGGUUCAACACCCUCAUUUUGGCGACUACAAGCUCAGGGUCACGGAGCCUAAGCUAUGUGACCCUUCGGUGAAGCAGUACUCCGGUUACCUCGAUAUCACCGACGACAAACAUUUGUUCUUCUGGUUCUUCGAGUCACGCACCUCCCCGGAAGAUGCGCCCCUUGUGAUGUGGCUGAAUGGCGGCCCAGGAUGCAGCUCCUCCACUGGUCUCUUGUUCGAGCUCGGACCGUGUAAUAUCGCAGACGGAGGCGCCAACACGACGUUUAACCCCCACAGCUGGAAUACCCACGCUAACGUGAUCUUCCUCGACCAGCCUAUCAACGUCGGGUAUUCGUACUCUGAAGACGGGAGCACCGUCGACACGAGCCCCGUAGCUGGAAAGGACGUCUAUGCAUUCAUGGAACUCUUCCUCAGCCGCUUCCCCGAAUACUCCACUCAGCCUUUCCAUCUCGCUGCAGAGAGCUAUGGAGGGACUUAUGUCCCGCACAUCGCGAACGUGAUCUACACCGAGAACCAACUCCUUCCUCUUUCGCCCAAUGCGGGACUUGUCAAGAUCAACCUCGCGUCUGUCAUGAUGGGCAACGGGAUGACGGACAACUACGUCCAGAUGGCGUCGAUACCCGAUUAUCUCUGCGAAGGACCGUACCCGAUCUAUGAUGACCCCAAUGGUGCGCAGUGCGCUGCGCUGAGGAGUAAAGUCCCGACUUGCCAGAGGCUGAUCAAGUCUUGUCGUGAUUUCAACUCCCGGUUGACUUGUGUGCCUGCUGCGCUGUAUUGCAACUCUCAGCUAUAUGCUCCCAUCCAACAAUCCGGUCUCAACCCUUACGAUGCGCGUAUCAAAUGCGAUCGUGAGAAAGAUGGGCCUCUGUGUUACCGCCAGAUGGGCUGGAUCGAGACUUUCAUGAACGAUCCCGAGGUGAAAGCUGCACUCGGUGUGAACCCGCAACGCAAGUUCGAGUCCUGCAACAUGGCCGUCAACCAGGCGUUCAUGCUCCAAGGCGAUUCGAUGCGGAACACGCCUCUGUUGUUGACGGACAUGAUCAAUGAUGGCGUCAGGCUGUUGAUCUAUGCUGGUAAUGCGGAUAUGAUGUGCAAUUACAUGGGUAACGAACGGUGGGUCGAACAACUCGAUACCGUCUUCUUGGAGGAAUUCUCUACGGCUCCGACUGAGCAGUGGGUAACGAUGCGUUCUGGAAAGGUCGCUGGUACUGUCCGGUCUGCCGGUGGCGCUGGUUCUGGCGCUGGAAACGUCACUUUUGUGACUGUUUAUGAAUCUGGGCACAUGGUUCCUUACGACCAACCUGAAGCUGCCUUGGACAUGAUGGUCAGGUGGAUCAUGGACAUCCCGCUGACGCUCGAUAUCACGGAGGCAGCACCCCUCGUGCCCUUUGGAGGGAUAUAAAUCGAACGUUCAUUUCACAGACAACCUGUAUUAUUAUAUAAUGGGCCUUACUUAUCGCACUUGACGCUAGAGCUUGAUUGGACCAUUGGUGGCAAACCGCCGUAUAACGUGUAAUGCCUAGGAAUGUUCGUCUAGAACGUUGUUCCAAUUGGUUUAACCUGCUCCUCGUGUU
Molecule: messenger RNA, 2126 nt
Organism: Suillus fuscotomentosus
Lineage: Eukaryota; Fungi; Basidiomycota; Agaricomycetes; Boletales; Suillaceae
Product: Alpha/Beta hydrolase protein
Exons: 8
Coding region: 350-1954 (534 amino acids)
Biological process (GO): proteolysis
Cellular component (GO): fungal-type vacuole
Molecular function (GO): serine-type carboxypeptidase activity
Source: RefSeq, a predicted model, not a curated record